Messenger RNA from Symbiodinium sp. CCMP2456, 1323 nucleotides. Lineage: Eukaryota; Dinophyceae; Suessiales; Symbiodiniaceae. The record is from the annotation of a GenBank genome assembly.
AUGCCCGGUGUGAAAGCAAGGGCGUUGAGUGCUGCUAUUUUGGUUUCCGCCGCACGGGCUGAACCUUUGAAGGUCGGCGGCAUUGACCUCGACACUCCGCCAUCCCACUGCGCACCGGUCCGCGAUGCCGAGGUGCCCAAAGCUGCCACCUUGGGCUUCGUAUCCGGUGCCAUGACGGCCUCUGCUGUCUACUGGAUUCGCAGGGAGCAGCGUCGAAGACGUCAGCCUGGCAAAGCGACGCAUCCGCGAGAGUGGGCCGUUUGGACACGUCUCGAUAGGAAAAAGAAAGGCUACGUCACGCGCAAAGAUCUAAAGUCCUUGUGCUACAGAUUCGAGUCUGAUGAGCACGCAGAACACCUGGCGAAGCAGCUGGACCCGUGGGGAAUGGAUCAUAUCACUUUCAGCAGGUUCAUCAGCGACUUCAAGGUUGUACAGAUGAUGCGACAAGCAGGAAGACUGAAGCUGUGGCAUAGAUGUUGCGGCCUUGGGGUGGCUGGAAACGUGGCAGGGCACAUGGCGCAAGCCGGCGAGGCUGGCCAGGAGAGCCAUUCUGCCACGAAGCCCGCCGCUAUCUUCAGCUACUACAUGCCUCCUCACCCGUACCAAGUCAGCGACCAGCAGGCAGACAAGAAGCGACUACAGGAGUUUCCGGUGACUUACGCUGUCAUCGACUACCCGAAGCUCCCUGGCGCUUGCAAGGUUCAAGUCGAACCUGAGCUCGGGCUGCUGGUUGACAUCGUGUACACGAAGGACCGCAAGCGCGUCGACCACCUGGUCCCCAGGCGCGUGGCAGCCUUCAAUGACUGCUCCAUUCGCAGCUUGGAGGGAGCAGAGAAGCUGAGCAUGAAGAAGAACUGGGGCUUCGGCAGCAAAGGAAUUAGCCUCCGAAGCUUUCCUAUCGACAGCUUCGGUCCGGGCACCUUCGUCGACUUCCUCGCGCUGGUGUCCUACAUGAAGCGAGACGGAGAGGUCUUCCAGUACUCUGUGAAGGCGCCAGUCAGGAACUACUUGCUCUUCCAUGAGCCACUCUUGGAGUGGAUCGUUGAGCAGAUCAACGGGCAAAAAGACACGGACAAGUGGGAGGAGAUAUAUCCUCAGCUUGCCGCGAGCGAUUUCCCAACCUCCUCAUGGAUUGCACUCGGGGCUGGCGAGUACACGGACUACGGGGCGACGCAUUUCUUGCAACCGCUUGAUGAGGUGGUCGUGGUCGUGUAUGACGAGCGAGUGAUGCCAGAUGGUCCCGGUAUGGCACAAGUUCUAGAGAUGUUCGAGGACACUCCAGCGCCUGCGGGCUCUGUGAUGCUUCAUCAGACAUUCGUCUGA